AUGUGUGUUUUAUUGUUUUUGCCCUUUUAUAUUAAACUUUUUUCCUUUUUUUCCUUUUCUUUUUCAACUAUUUCAUCUAUCUAUUCAUUCAUUCAUCUAUUCAUUAUCUAUCUAUGUAAAACUCCGACUGUUACCAAAUCAUCUAAUCUAAUCUCACUGUCUGUCUGUCUAUCUGUCUGUUCAUUUCUCUCUUUCUUUCUUUCUUUCUUUCUUUCUUUCUUUCUUUCUUUCUUUCUUUCUUUCUGUCUGUCUAUCUGUGUCUUUCUUUCUUUCUUUUUUUCUUUCUUUCUUUCUGUCUGUCUGUCUGUCUGUCUGUUUCUUUUCUUUUCUUUUUCUUUCUUUCUUUCUUUCUUUCUUUCUUUCUUCUGUCUGUCUGUCUGUUUCUUUCUUUCUUCCUUUCUUUCUUUCUUUCUUUCUUUUUUCUUUCUUUCUGUCUGUUUCUUUCAUUCUUUCUUUCUUUCUUUCUUUCUUUCUUUCUGUCUGUUUCUUUCAUUCUUUUUUUCUUUCUUUCUUUCUUUCUAUCUGUGUCUUUCUUUCUUUCUUUCUUUCUUUCUUUCUUUCUUUCUGGCUGUCUGUCUAUCUGUCUGUUUCUUUCUUUCUUUCUUUCUUUCUUUCUUUUUUCUUUCUUUCUGUCUGUCUAUCUGUCUGUUUCUUUCUUUCUGUCUUUCUUUUUUUUUUCUUUUUCUUUUUCUCUUCUUUCAUUCGUUCAUUCGUCUUUUCUUUCUUUUUCUUUCUUUCUUUCUUUCUUUCUAUCUGUUUCUUUCUUUCUUUCUGUCUGUCUCUUUCUUUCUUUCUUUCUUUCUUUCUGUUUCUUUCUUUCUUUCUGUCUGUUUCUUUCUUUCUUUCUCUCUUUCUUUCUUUCUUUCUUUCUCAGUCUAUUCAUAUAUAUCUAUCUUAGUCUAUUCAUAUCUAUCUAUCUCAGUCGAUGGAAUCAUCCUUUCAUAG
Messenger RNA from Acanthosepion pharaonis, 945 nucleotides. The record is from the annotation of a GenBank genome assembly. NCBI's taxonomy places the organism in Eukaryota, Metazoa, Mollusca, Cephalopoda, Sepiida, Sepiidae.